AUGGUGGACGUGACGGAACUCUGCGAAGAUGGCUACAGAUUGGCAAUACAGGCUGUAGAUUUAGACAAAAUGGGAAGCGGAGGUGCAGCUGCUUUUUUCUACAUUGAAGCUGCCGAAGCUCUCAUCAAAGCAUUAUCAUAUGAUCCCAGUUUAGAGGUGAGAGAUAAAGCUUCGCAGUAUGUCAGGCGAGCCGAGGAGCUCCGAGCGCUGGAAGAAGGUUCAUCUCACGCACCUACUUCUUUCAAGACUUCACAACAGAAUGGUGUGGAGAGAGCAGAAUUUCUUCUGAAGCAAGCACUACAUGAAGAUGAAAGAGGCAGACAAAUUGAUGCUUUACCUCUCUACACUGAUGCAGCCGAUCUUUGCAUCAAAACUAGCAGCAGUCUACCAGAUAGUGAUAAUUUAAAGAAAAAACUCCAUGGUCUUGCCAAGCAAGCAAUAGAGAGAGCUGAGGCAAUUAAGGCAACAUUAAGUACUAAGCCCGAAAGCGCUGGGUCAGAUUCAACGACAAUCACUAGAGGUGUGAAGGACCUUUCCUUAAUGUCGUCUGGAGAAUCAACCCCUGGGACAAGCACUGGUGACAAGAGACCUCAUCUCACAGUCAAGGAAUUGGAAGUUUUAAAGAGAACUUCUUAUAUAAAUGGUAAGCUGUUCCCUCCCUGGCUGGAUAUUGACCUGAAAGAAAGAUUUGCUUAUCCUGACUGUUAUAGUGAUAAAGAUGGUCAGCUUGCCCUGUCACAGAAACAGAAAGCUCGCUUUACUAAAUGGUUAAGGCCAACAGAGUUGUGUGAAAACCCAGAAAUGAUUUAUGCUAUAUCAAGCUUCAGUAUCAAACAGACCAUUGUGUCAGAUUGCUCUUUUCUGGCCUCGCUGGCGAUCAGUGCUGCUUACGAGAGAAACUUUAAAAAGACUCUUAUUACAAGUAUCAUUUACCCACAAAAUCGCGCGGGAAAACCAGUUAUUAAUCCAUCUGGUAAAUACAUGAUUAAGCUGCGAAUCAAUGGAGUCUCAAGAAAGGUGAUUAUUGAUGAUACCCUUCCUGUUGGAAGAGAUGGAGAACUGCUCUGCUCCUACUCCAACAAUCGCAAUGAAAUGUGGGUCAGUCUUAUUGAAAAGGCUUAUUUAAAGGUGAUGGGAGGAUACGAUUUCCCCGGGUCCAACUCCAGCAUUGACCUACACGCUCUUACAGGCUGGAUUCCCGAGAGAAUGUCGAUAAAACGAAACAAUCCAACGUUUAAUGAGAGUAUGCAUUUCGAUCGUCUCUUGAAUGGAGUGAGAAGUGGGGACUGUCUCGUCACGGUCGCAACAGGCCCAAUGAGCGAAAGCGAGGCUGACCGAGCGGGACUUGUGCCCACUCAUGCCUAUGCAUUGUUAGACAUCAGGAAAGUCAAGGGACAUCGUCUUCUUCAACUCAAAAAUCCUUGGAGUCAUUUGAGAUGGAAAGGAAAAUUCUCCGAAAUGGACUCAACUAGUUGGACGCCGGAGCUUCAGAGAGCCUUGAACUACGACAGGAAAAGUGCUAUACAGAUUGACAAUGGAGUAUUUUGGAUCAGCUGGGAAUGCGUUAUGCAGUUUUUCGACGUGAUCUACAUGAACUGGAACCCCAAACUCUUCAAAUAUCGCUUUUCUCUGCACUCGACCUGGACAUCUGCUGAAGGACCCAAGAAAGACGUUUAUAAUAUCGGAGACAAUCCGCAGUACAAACUGGAGUUACUUUCCUCUGACAGAGAUACUGUGGUCUGGAUCCUUCUUACCCGGCACAUCACACAAAAGGAUGAUUUUGCAGAAAACAAGGAGUUCAUAACCGUUCAUGUGUAUAAGUCAGAUGGUGGAAGGGUGUUUUAUCCGGACAACCCACUCUUGGAAGGCACUAAAAUAAACAGUCCAUUUUACCUCGCUAAACUAAAUGCCCCGAAAGGAACAAACCGCUUCACACUUGUUGUCUCUCAGUAUGAAAAAACAAAUACAAUUCACUACACGCUGAAGGUUUUUUCUUCAACUGAAUUCCGUUUAUCUCCAGUUCCUGUCCCCUACACAGUUGAAAAGCAGGUGACUGGUGAAUGGAGGGGAAAAUUAGCCGGUGGCUGCCCCAACUUCUCUUCACAUUCCAAUAAUCCCGUGUAUCGCCUGCAAAUCAAGGCAAAUUCACCCUCAGAAACUGCUGAAGUUCUACUAAAACUGCGAGGGCCCAAGCAGUUUUCAGUUGGAGCCAUAUUUCGUUCUGUAGAGCUCGCCUCGGAUGGGAGACCCAUUUACGAGGCGUACUCUGAAACCUACAGGCCUGGCUUUUACGUUCAGCAGCUGACCAGAGUGCCCACGGGCACAUAUGACGUGAUUCCUUCGACUUUUCACCCAGGACAAGAGGGGCCUUUCAUAUUGACGAUAUCAGCAAGCUGUAAAAUGGCACUGGGAAAAAAGUAGACAGUCCCACAGUUCACUUUUCUUAGAGCGGUAAAAUGAGCCUGCGGUCUUGUCACUGGUGAGAAAAGAUUGGCUCUUCCUCACUCUCUCACUGGUAUUGCUUUCUUUCCAGCGAGUUAAGUCUAGAUUUGGAGAAAAGUAGGUUCAAUGGAUUUAGAGGAAAACUAUUGGUUGAGAAUCUGAAAUAAGGACAGAAUGCAACUAAAGGCUGAAAGCCGCCAAAUAAGGAAAUUCACAAUUCCUAAAAAGUCAGAUCUUGAAAAGUAAGAGAAUUUUGAUAGAAGGCGAUAAUGCCUAAUAUGAAUGCACAGCUGUUGCAGUCGUUUUUUAAUUCAAUUGAUAAUUUGAUAAAAAUACUGAAAGCGGAGAAUAUGAUAGUAAAAUAUUGAAAUUUCUCGAAAUGAAUUUUGAAAUUUCAUACCUUUCUGAAGGAUACAGAUUAAAAUCAUCUUUAAAAAGAUGAUUAACUUAACUCUGUGAAGUCCUGGUAUAGUUAAUACUUUUUAUCUCUGUAGAAAUGUGUGGAAGUAAAUUGGUGAAUAAACGCUUUAUCUUACAG
Molecule: messenger RNA, 2980 nt
Organism: Pocillopora damicornis (cauliflower coral)
Lineage: Eukaryota; Metazoa; Cnidaria; Anthozoa; Scleractinia; Pocilloporidae
Product: calpain-7
Biological process (GO): proteolysis
Molecular function (GO): calcium-dependent cysteine-type endopeptidase activity
Source: RefSeq, a predicted model, not a curated record